Molecule: messenger RNA, 3678 nt
Organism: Trypanosoma conorhini
Lineage: Eukaryota; Euglenozoa; Kinetoplastea; Trypanosomatida; Trypanosomatidae
Product: putative AAA family ATPase
Exons: 1
Coding region: 1-3678 (1225 amino acids)
Biological process (GO): proteasome-mediated ubiquitin-dependent protein catabolic process
Cellular component (GO): proteasome regulatory particle, base subcomplex
Molecular function (GO): ATP binding; proteasome-activating activity; ATP hydrolysis activity
Source: RefSeq, a predicted model, not a curated record
AUGACGAAGCGAGAGCGCCGCCGCAGUCCGUCUGCCACCCUGACGCGCGAGGAUGCCGCCACCGCCAUCCGCAAGGGCGCAGAGGCGGAGGCGUGGGGGGCGGCGGAGCACCAGCUGGGCCUCUUUGCCCCGCUGCUGCGGCACUACGCCGCGCUCGUGGCCCCCGCGCCGGCCACCGCCCUUCCCGGCGACGCCGCGGACGAAGGCGCCCGGGGCAGGCGUAGAGGGAGUCCAGCCGGCCACGCCGCGCUGAACGGGCAGGGGGCGACGGCCGUCGCGCUGCACCCGCCGCAGGAGACGGUUGAGGCUGCGCCGCAGCAACGGUAUGAGAUGCUGCGCUCCUAUGUGUUCCCCACCACCGUCAGCAGCUACCUUUGCCGCGUGUCUCUGCUCGCGGGGGACGACACGCACGGCGGUGAGGUGAAGCGGCGCCGCCUGGAGGCCGCACCGCCCCGGGAGGAGACUGAGGCAGAGUUGAUUGAGCGCCUCCGCGGCGUGGCGGAGAGGCAACUCCCGGCCUUCGCCGACGACAGCGAGUUUCUCGCGGCGCACGAGAACCGGUACGUGUGGAAGGAGUGGGCAUUAUUCAAUUUCAGCUUCCGCAACGGCAGCACGCAUCUGCUUCAGCUUGUGGCGAAGGCAAAGUUAGACGCCUUCCUGCACUGCCGCCCCUGCCAAGAGGCGGCGCUUGACCUCUACGCCCACCACAUAACCACCCGACUGCAGAAGAUGCGAGUGUCACCCCGUGUGGUGCGCGUGGCACAGAGGCUGCAGCUUGAGCCGCAUGAGCUGGAGACGCUGACGUACGUGCUCGUGUGCCACUGCGGCUCGGCCUGGCCGCUGCACUGCGGCGGCGGCGGCUCCCUCGCCCCCGCCGCCCUCGCCUUUCACAACAACCUGAGCUCGUUUCAGCUGAUGCACUUCCUUGCCGACUACCGCGAGCACAUGAAGCAGGGCAUGCUUACCUCCGACAUCAAGUUCAAGAACAGCUUUAUGGACUGCAGGCUGGCGAUGCCGCAGGAGGUUAUCGCCGCUCUCGCGGGCGACAGUCUGUCGGAGGAGCAGCUGAUUCGGCUAGAGAAGACGGCGCUGGCGGAGGUGCUCGUGGCGGAGCGCACGGAUGCGGCGGCGACGACGUCAACGACGCCAACUACUACCACCACCGCCACCACCGCGGCCGACGCCGCGCCGCCGGGAAAGCUCGGUGGGGCAGCCGUCGACAAGGCCGAGGCCUCGCACCACACAAACAACGCGGAUGCCGAGGAGGAGGCGUCGUCCAACUGCGGCAGCGGCGACAGCACGCCCAAUCUGGAGGCGCUCGGCGUUGACGCGGCCCCGCUGCAGAGCGGCGACGAGAGCGCCCUCGAGGCGGCCCUGAACGAGCGACUGCAGGCGUUGCUGCCGAACCUCCAGCAGCUGCAGCAGGGCGGCGGGGUCAGUGGACGCAACGGCAGCGUCGCCUCAUCGAACUCCUGUGCCGUGGCAGGGUCCCUGCUUCAUGCGCCGUACGUAAGCGAUAUUGAGUACAUGGACGAGUCCUUCAAGUUGCUCUCCAACGUGGUGCGCCUGCGCGGGGCGGAGAGUGACAUCAAGGAUGAGGAGGAGGCGAUGUUUACGCCCAAGACGAAGGUGGAGGCGAUGAUUCGGGAACUUCGUGGUAAGGUGCGUGUGGCGACGGCGAUUCACCGCUCCCGCACCGAGGCAACGCUCAAAGCCGGUAAGUUUCUUCCACGCAUUGAGGCGCUCUCGCAGCGCCUGCAGCUGUCCGAGCUUGAGAAAAGCAUUAUGCUCUUGCUCGUGGGCAACGUCGUGUCGCAUGACAUACUUAUAGCAAUUAAUGGCCGCUACGUCAUGCGGGAGGGGCAGCGGGUGCUGACGGUUGGCUACAUUCUCUUCGUCCUUUGUGAGACGCUAAAGGAGCGGGUGGCGGCCCGCAAGUCGUUUUACCAGUCUGGUCCGCUCCUCUCGAACAGCGUGCUGUCGCUCUCGCUUGACGGCGGCAGUAGCCGCACCUGCUUCAACACCGACCUCAUGGACUACGUUGUCGACAUCGAUCGCAAGAUUGUCGACUACCUCAUGGGCACUGAGACGGAGACGGCGGAGAUGGUGCCGGGGUCGCAGCUCUACAUGCCGGUGGUGCCCAUGGAGAACGUUGUGCUGCCCAAGUGCACCACCGACAUGGUGGUCACGACGAUCCAGCACUACAGCCUGUUUGAGCAGUGCAAGCGUGGCUGUGGCUUUCACGAGGGACUCGGCACGAGCACCGGGGGGCUGGUGUUCCUCUUCUACGGCCCUAGCGGCACCGGCAAGACGAUGCUGGCCAACGCGGUCGCCCACGAACUCAAGAAGCGCAUCCUGCUUGUCAACCUGCUGCAGUUUAAGAGCGACGCCAAGGCGCCGGAGAUGCUGCGCUUCAUCUUCCGCGAGGCCAAGCUGAACGACGCGAUGGUGUUCUUCGACGAGUGUGAGUCCAUCUUCGAGUCCCGCGAGGCCAACCCGCUCGUCACCUCCAUCCUCGCCGAGUUCGAGAAGUACGACGGCCUCAUUGUGCUGGCGACCAACAAGGCGCAGCUGAUUGACGAGGCGAUGAACCGCCGCAUCUCGCUCAUGGUGGAGUUUCGCCUCCCCGAUCAACACAUGCGGGAGAAAAUUUGGCGCGCCCACCUCCCACGCAACCUCGUGCUGCACGAAGACGUCUCCAUCGCGGCCCUGGCGCUCAACUACGAGCUCUCGGGCGGCCUCAUCCGCAACGCGACGCUCGCCGCCCUCAACAGGGCGGUCGCGCGGGAGAAGACGGCGACGCCGACCUUGUGCAUGCGCGACUUCGAGGAGGGCGCACGACUGCAGCUGCGCGGCUUUUUUCUCGCGGCCGAGAAACCGCCGGGCGCCUCAACGGAGUCGUACAUCACCCCGAAGCGGUCCCUCACCGACCUUGUGGUGGAGCGGCAGACGCAGCAGCAACUCGACGCCGUCGCGCGGUACUCGAAGAGUCGCAGCACGCUCUUUUCCCAGUGGGGGUUCAACGAGGACGACUGCGUGGAUCAGGGGGCGCUGUACCUCUUCCACGGCCCGAGUGGAACGGGCAAGAGCCUCGCCGCGGAGGGCAUCGCCUACGAGUGUGCCGCAACGAUACGCCUCUGCAACGUGGCCGAGCUGAUGCUCGUGUCGGGGUUGAAGGUGCACGAGGUGUUCGCCGAGGGCCGUAAGCUCGGCGCCAUCAUCGUCUUUGACGAGGCGCAGGUGCUCUUCAACCACUCGGAGCAGAGCCUGCAUGUGGCGAAGCUCAUCUACUACCACGCCAUGCGCUACCCACGCCCGGUGCUCUUCAUCGCGACGACAGGGACGGUGGGGACGUCAACCAUCGACGUGCGUGCGACGCCGCUGAUCUUUCAGCAGGAGAUCCUCUUUCGCCUGCCAACGCAGCAGCUCCGUCGCGAGCUCUGGCGGCGCGCGUUGCCAGAGCGGAUGCCCGUUGCGGACGACAUUGACCUUGACGAGCUCAGUGAGGCGCCUGUGUCGGCGAAAACAAUCCACGCGGCGGCGUUUAACGCCUGCUGCGGCGUGGCCAUGCUGAGCAGCGAGGAACGCCGACUGACGAUGCAGAUGCUCCGUGACGAGCUCGAGAGCAUGCGACUGAAGGAGCGGCACCGCCAGCCGCACAGCUUAAUGUUCGCGUAA